Chara braunii is the source of this 2894-nucleotide messenger RNA. NCBI's taxonomy places the organism in Eukaryota, Viridiplantae, Streptophyta, Charophyceae, Charales, Characeae. The record is from the annotation of a GenBank genome assembly.
GGAUAACAAGAAGGACCUAAAGGCGCCUCCCAGACAGCGUAACUUUCGAUGAAGGACAUCCGGUGGUGCUGGAAGGAGAAGGGUUACCCCAGAGCUGUUAUGGGGAACCCGAGCGGGAAACAGGCCCAGGUGGAGUCUUGGCGCCGGUUUUGUGAAGAUGCGCUUCAAAAGACGCCGUACAAUCAUUUGUGGACACUAGCUGACGACAAGACCGAGCAAGGCAUAAGGAAGCAGAAUGCUGCCCUUCGAUCUUAUUUCCCGUUUGCGAUGGCCGGGGAAACCUCGUGGAAAAUGGGAAUGGAUUUUUUCGAGAAAUGGGAGACGGGCAGACUGCUUGCACCCGAAGGGGCGAAGUGGAUCGCGAAGAAGAAGAAGGUGAAGGGCGUGAAGGCCGGUACCGGCUCCUGUGCGUUGGCAAAGCAAGGGAAGCUGGGGAUGCAAGAGGCAGUGCAUCUGGUGAAGUGCGACCACAUCUUGGUGCGGUUAUGGAACUACUACCAGUUCAAGUAUGAGAAUCGUCCCGACUCCGAUUGGACGCGUUCGUAUCCCUUCCUGCGGAAAAGAGAGGCGAUUUUGGUGCAGUUCAAAAGCCAGGGACUGGAUGCAGCAUUGUGGGACAGAAGCAGGAAGCUCGUUGGAGACUCAUCGUUGUUCAGAGACUGUCCCCCGUUCAUGGGCUGCGAGGACGACAAGUCGAUCAAGGCGAUGGAAAAACUGGUUCUCAACAAGAAGUUGUCCAUCGACUGGAAGAACAAGGUCCUUUCCGUGCUGACCGGCAGCAGGUCGAAGAGCAUGGAUGUCUCGCUCGCCGAAGGCAUGGUGCAUAUUCGGUGGCAGGACUUGGGGGAUGUGACAUCCAUCGCCCCCUUCGGCGUCGAUCCUCUGGAGGCGCAAAUGAAGGUCGUCGAGUUGGAGAAAGCGGUUGGGGUCACGAAAUGCCACGUUGCCGUUCUUGAUUUGUGCGAGCCUAUGGACAUCACACAGUGGACACAGCAAGCUUUCGAGAGUUUGAAUGCCCUUCUACAACAUUUGUUCCCUUCGCACUGGACGGUCAUUGCUUUCGUCCCCCGGGAGCACGACUACUACUUCAUGACCAGUUUGCACCAUUUGUCCGUUGUCAAGCUAAUGGCAGGAAAGUGGGUGAGGAGGCCGCAGCAGAAGAAAAGCUUCGCGGUCGGCAACAACUUGUACUCAGUAAACGACCGCAUGUACAUCCUCUUCAAAGGUGACGACUUGCGAGAGAACAUGUCUGUGGUUUACGACGCAAGGUUGGAGGCGGGUGAUGCUGCUGCUGUGGGGGCACAUGUCAAAGUCACACCGACGGACGUCUCGGAGAUGCCGUUCGAGCUUUGUGAAUGCCCCUGGUCAUACCUGGCCGUGACCGCAAAGAACAGGAUAUACGAGUUCCUCUUCUUGGAGACGCGGCCCAGAAGGGACAGCGACCCUGAGUAUAUUCGACGCAAGGAGCACAUGCUGGCGUUGCUGGACAACUACCACAGCGCCUCGCGUUUGAAUGCGAAGAACUUCCUGGACCGGCUGGAGUGUUUGUACUUUGUCGAGUUGGAGCAGGAGCUCAUGGUCGCGAGUUACAGUGCAUUGAUUGACACGGACGAAGAGGCAACGACCGGAGUCAUUUUCGACACGAAUGUUCCGGAAGAGGAUAGCGACACCGAGGAAAUCGCACUGAAUUACCUCCCUGCUCCUUUUCUUCCACCCCCGGGCUCCUCGACGGCAGGGAGUGCGGUCCCGCCGGAAGAUCCUUCUUGGAAGGAUGAGUCCAUUCACUUUGAAGGGCACGACCACACUCGUUCCAGUGAAGCGGACUGGGGUCACGACAUGAUUUGGCAUCCGGGAACGAUCCAACCUGCAAUCCGCGAAGGGGAGUGGAUCAUGGCCGUCGUGGACUCGGUUGGGCAGUGGGAGCCAUGCUCGCGCCUUCCCAAGUCCGAGUACUUGCAACUUGCAAGCAGUGGUGUGGCGGAUAAAGUGGCGUUAGAGAGCCCCCGUUUCCAGGCCACCGACCCGGCCGUCGUUAAACACGCUGAUCGUUUGUUUCUGGAGCUUCAAGACAAGGGGUGGUUGGAACUCUCGGACGAGUUUUACGACUUCGAUACGAGCCCUUGGAAGGGAAGCGUGGACUGGAAGGUCCCCCCUACGACGGGGUCGCAGGGGAGUGCGGGAGGGGGACCUCCCGGCCCUCCGGGCGGGGGAGGGGGUGGGGGAAGUGGCAAGGGGACAGGAGAGGGCGUCGCGUCACGGGGAUCGGUUGGCACUCACGACCAGGGCAGAACAUUGGAAAGCGGCGACCAGGUUGGGUUGUUGAACGUUGCUGACAAGACGACUGUCGGGGCCAGCAAAUCGGCUAAGUUCGCCGACAUCCAAACUUCUCAGAACGUGGAGCCGCCGCCUUUGGACGCUGCGAAGCCCGUCGGCGUCCGCGCUGCAUCCACCACACAUUGGUCGGCCUUCCCCUCGACAACUGAUUUUGCAGCUUCCGUUGGCACCGGGAGAGGCUCAAGUGUCGGUGUUCCGAUCACCGACGUCGAGUACAAGUCCGCCGCUAUCCCGACGAAGCCUCCUGAGGUGCACGAUGGGGAGCCCGUCCUGCGCAGCGCUACAGGAGCAGAAGUGUCGAAAACGGGUGCCAAAACGAAGUCCGCCGGAAUCCGCACUUCGGUUUCGUCCGGUGCGCCGUCCGACGACUUUCCUACGCGGCAGGGGACCGCGUCGGCUGUCGGAGACGGGCAGCCUGCAGAGUUCAAUGCACGGUUGGAUAGCGGGGCGCCGUCUGUGCUCUGUAAUUUGAACUCCGCCGGUAUCCGAACUUGCUGGGGAAGGUGGUGGAGCGGGAGGGGAGGACGAACGGCCGGAGGGUGGAGAAGAUGCUGGCUGCG